Molecule: messenger RNA, 1931 nt
Organism: Papaver somniferum (opium poppy)
Lineage: Eukaryota; Viridiplantae; Streptophyta; Magnoliopsida; Ranunculales; Papaveraceae
Product: protection of telomeres protein 1b-like
Exons: 10
Coding region: 115-1488 (457 amino acids)
Biological process (GO): regulation of telomere maintenance via telomerase; telomere capping
Cellular component (GO): chromosome, telomeric region; nuclear telomere cap complex
Molecular function (GO): G-rich strand telomeric DNA binding; telomerase inhibitor activity
Source: RefSeq, a predicted model, not a curated record
AACACGUUGACACAAUAGAAAAAACCUUCCUUUAAACGACAACAAGAGCCGUUUUCUCUACCCAGCAGUCACAAACAGAGAAAGAAUCUAAGAAAAUCAAAAAGAUCGAAAGAGAUGAUGGGAGGAGAGUUCACUCCUCUAAUCGACGCAUCAACUAGAGUGGAGAAGGCGGUCAAUCUGAUUGGUUGUGUUGUUGAAAUUGGCCUUCGAAGACACAGCAAAGGAACUGAUUAUGUGUAUACGCUGAAGAUCGUAGACGAGCGGUUUUCGGAUAUUGCUUUUGAGAUUACUUUCUUUGCACCAAAAUCAGAUGGCUUUCCACUUGUUGGGUCUGUUGGAGAUUUGCUUCUGGUGUUUAAUGUUAAGAUUAAAAAGCGUAAGGAAGAAUUUUAUGGAUUAUUCCAAAAAAGAGAAUCUUCAUUUGCACUAUAUGAUGGGAAACCGGGGGAUGAAUGUACUGCAUAUUGUGUUAGUCCAUCAUAUCGCGUCAGAAAUUGGCACAUAGAGCGCGUGAAGGUUCUUAGGACUUGGUUGACUACUUUUCAACUUGGCGCAGGAACAAACAAGAAAUUACGUCCAAUAAAAGAGAUGAACAUGGAAGAAUUCGAUCUGAUCUGUAAGGUACUUCAUUCAUAUGAAGUGUCGGCAAGUGAGUGGACGCUCCUCGUAUGGGAUGGAACUGAUACACCUGCACUGAAUUACGAAAUUACACUAUCAGAUGCAGCAGAGGUGCAAUUACCACUAGAACCAGCGAAUCCUCCACUGUCAAGAGAUGUCCGACGCAAUUUUCCCACCGUGGGAAGCAUUUUGAGGGUGUCUGUUAAGUGUAUAAAAUUUGAUGUUCAUCUAGUUUGCAGUGGCCAGUGGGUGAGGUUGCGUGCUGUUACUUGUCGGAGAAAGUCAUCAUUUUGGGGUGCUGACUUGACUGAUAAUUCAAAAAUACGGUUUUUAUCUGACACGGAUAGCACUGUUGUACAUCGUUUGGGGAGCUACAAUGAUAGAAUUUCAUCUUAUACUGGUCGUGUAUCAGCCAUCCCUUCACCAAUUACAGAGAUAAUCAGUGUUUCCGGGCCUUUGGUUACACUACUUGAUGUUGUCAACUAUUCGGAGGUAACCGCGAAAUUUAAAUGUGUUGUUCGUGUGGUUGGUGUGUAUUCUUGCUGUGCUGAAAAUUUUCGUGAGACAACCUCUGGGAAGUAUGUGAUGAGGUUCACCCUUGAGGAUCCAACCGCCAGAAUACAUGCUUACCUCUAUGAUGAAGACGGGGUGAAGUUUUUUGGCGGCUACCCCACUGUGGAGGUACUAAGAAAGAAGAGAAAUGAAUUGCUUGGAAUAGAUGAUGAAGUGGAGGAGAACAAGAGGGUUGUUAUAAGUCCGCCAUGGAUCCAGUGUUGCUUAAAGUCGUACUACCUCGACAAACACGAUCAAUGGGGGAGCAGAACGUGCCGAAUCUUCGGAACAAAGCUUGUGGAUUAUACAAUAGCAUAAAAAGCUCUAGCUCCAUGUUGUAAAAUUUUUGGUCACUUCUCUCUGUGCAUGUGUAUAUAAAGGCAUUGGAGGAGGAAGAAGUAGGGUGAAAGCCGAGGCCCUGGAUUUUUUUUGUGCAGCAAUCAGUGGGCUGAACAUUUAGAAAUUUCUCGCACAACCGAAACAGGUUGCUGUGUUGAAUACUAAUGUCAUGUUGUAAUCUAAGAAUGUAAAAAGCUGAUCAGCAUUUUGGGAAUGUAGAUAUGUUGAUAAGAAGACAAGACUGCAGCUAACUGUUAUAGGUAAAAUUGUAGCAUGCAGGAGUAGGGCAAUGCAGGAAAAGGCGGGCUGUAACUUGUGACAUUCUAAGGGAAAGUUUAGCUUAACGGUAACCUCCUCUUGAUAUGUAUGUUGUAUUAUAAGAACCUUUUGGUGAAACGAAAACUUUGGUUUAUGUUUCAGUA